Molecule: messenger RNA, 2336 nt
Organism: Cyprinus carpio (common carp)
Lineage: Eukaryota; Metazoa; Chordata; Actinopteri; Cypriniformes; Cyprinidae
Gene: s1pr3a
Product: sphingosine-1-phosphate receptor 3a
Biological process (GO): G protein-coupled receptor signaling pathway
Cellular component (GO): membrane
Molecular function (GO): sphingosine-1-phosphate receptor activity
Source: RefSeq, a predicted model, not a curated record
AGGAUGCUCGAGCGCGUGCGCGCUUCAUCAUCACGGUCUGAAAUAUUAGCGCGCGCGCGCCCUUUCUCAAACAAACUCAAAUUCAGAACCAUCCAAACACAGACGACGGAAAGUUCACUCGCUGCCUGUAAAAAAACCGAAGUGUAGUUGAGUUCCCGCCCAGAAUGUGAGCUGAGGAAACGAGCGUCAUUUGGAAUUUAGGAUCAGAACUCGCAGGUGAAUUAUUUUCAUUUAUAAUCUGACAGCACGUACAGUCAAGUACAAAAACUUGGAUAUAGUCUAGUUAAAAAAGCAAACCGUUUCAAAUUGGGGGAAAAAAGUGCUUCAAGCAUAAACAAUUCCACACGUCUGGUCGUUGAGUAGUAGCCUGUUGGAAGGUUUUCAUCUCCUAAAACUUUUAAAGGUUUGUUUAUUAACCAGUGACUCAGGAUUUAGGUGCAUCUCUCAAGAGAAUUAACCGGAAUCAUAAUGCUUGAAGUGGUGGAGUCCUUUCCCAACUUUCUCACUGCAAGGUGCUCCUAGACGCCAUCUGCUGUUAAAAAUUGGUCGCGGAGAUUGUGUGGAAAAUGGAUUUCGAGGUUGAACCUGGAAUGAAUGAUAUUAUAGUUAGCUAUUAUAACCACUCGGGCAAGUGGGGAAGACCAAAAAGCACCGGUACAUACGAGACAGUCUUCAUCAUUUGCAUCUGCACUCUGAUCGUGUUGGAGAAUAUCACUGUACUACUGGCACUAUGGCGCAACAAGCGCUUCCACAGCCGCAUGUACUUUCUCAUUGGCAAUCUGGCACUUUCGGACUUGUUAGCUGGAGUGGCGUACAUGGUUAACAUCUUCACCUCUGGCCGCAAUACUUUUUUCCUCAGUCCUGGCCAGUGGCUGCUGCGAGAGGGGAGCAUGUUUGUGGCACUUAGCGCUUCCACCUUCAGCUUGCUCGCUAUUGGGAUUGAGCGCCACAUGACGAUGGUUCGUUUACGGCCGUGUGAGACUGCAGGAAGGGGGAGGUUGCUAGCUCUCCUGGGAGCCUGCUGGGCUGUUUCGGUCCUGUUGAGCGCCUUGCCUAGUCUCGGUUGGAACUGCUUGGACCGAUUCCACACUUGCUCCACUGUCCUACCAUUGUACGACAAAAGUUACAUAGCCUUCUGCAUUAGCGUCUUCUCAGCCCUUCUAGCGGCAAUCGUGGUGCUAUACGUGCGCAUCUACCUGCUAGUGACGUCCAGCGGGCGUAGAGUGAGUUCCCGGCCAUCGGAUCGCUCGCUCGUACUUCUGCGCACGGUAGUGAUAGUACUGGGAGUUUUUGUGGCCUGUUGGGCUCCCCUUUUUCUGCUAUUGCUGCUGGAUGUGGGAUGCAGUCCAGAGCGGUGCCCGGUUCUCUAUAAGGUGAACUGGUUCAUCGCACUGGCUGUGCUCAACUCCGCCCUCAACCCGCUCAUCUACACGCUUUCCAGCCGUGAGAUGCGGGCCGCCUUCUUUCGCGUGUUAUGCUGCUGUUGCUGUCCAACGCAGCUGGACUCUAUACCCACGGUGACAGGGACGGCACUCCCGGGAACAGUCAUUCCCACAGCAGAGAACACCAAAUCAAGCAUGGGUGGGGUGGCAAGUGGUGCAGCUAAGUUCUCCCUGAUGCGAGGUAAAGUUCCCACCCCGUCAAACUCCCAGCAUCAGCAUGGGGACACGUCGCCACCGGCUGUCACGCACUCCUCGGGGCCAGGUGACCUACUGUCUGCGGUGCUGGUUAAAGCUGGGGCGCUUCCUUCUCUGGGGAAGUUUUGAAAAAGAUACUAGGGGAGUCGGCUCAAAAGAGCGGGAUUUUGUUAUUUCCCAAGAUGUUUGGCGACGGUUCCUUGCAAUUAUACACUGUUCUUCAGCUCUCUGGGGAUUACAAAACUUGGAUUUGCUUUCAUACUAAAGGCAUCCAUUGAUUAUGAGAUUUCAAAGGGACAACAAGCUCAAUCAAAGUGUGACUGAACAAAUGCUGACCCAAAGGAUACACAAACUGAAUUUACUUCUACAUGUAUUAAUAUUUAUGAAACUGAGCAUGUGCUUUGAGCACAUAAAAUAGAGCCACUACAGAAUGUAAUCACUCGAAAAGCUUAGGUGUGCAAUCUUUUUUUAUCAAAAUAAUCCAAUUUGCAUGAAGGAAAACACCUUAACGGUAUUAUACGCAUUAUUAUGUCACUCUGUGUGUAUGACUGACCUUUAACAUUUUCCCACAGUUUAUUAUUAGACAAAAACAUUUUGAAUAGUUUGCUAUUUUUACCUAUUACACAAGCUAGAUGUAAUAAUACUUUUAAGAAGUUGAGUGUUUUAAAAAAAGACUGUGGAUGUGUAUGGUUAAUAUUC